Eucalyptus grandis is the source of this 752-nucleotide messenger RNA. RefSeq names its product glutaredoxin-C10. The record is from RefSeq and is a predicted model, not a curated record. NCBI's taxonomy places the organism in Eukaryota, Viridiplantae, Streptophyta, Magnoliopsida, Myrtales, Myrtaceae.
CAUAAUUAUAAAAUUCGUGCCAGGCUCCUCCGCCUUCCUCCGUGCUCCCUCUCGCAUCCUUGCGAAAAUUCCCCCCCAAUCUCCCCUCCUCCGCCGCUCGCUUCCACCGUCGACGUCUCUCUCUCGCCGACGAUGCAAGGGCUCCAGCGCCGCCGCUGCUCGAACGACGCCGUGGGGCUCGAGCUGUCGACGGCCACGGCCACGGCCACGGCGGCCACCACGUCCUCCUCGGCGGCCUCCACGGCGUCCCUGUCCAUCGACGAGGCGGAGCCCGCGGAGGCCCGGAUCCAGCGGCUGAUAUCGGAGCACCCGGUGAUCAUCUUCAGCCGGUCGUCCUGCUGCAUGUGCCACGUGAUGAAGAAGCUGCUCGGCACCCUGGGCGUCCACCCCACCGUCAUCGAGCUCGACGACGACGAGAUCCGCUCCCUCGGCGACGGCGCCUCCACCCCCUCCGCCUUCAUCGGCGGCUCCGUCGGCGGCCUCGACUCCCUCUUCGCCCUCCACCUCUCCGGCCGCCUCAUCCCCAUGCUCGUCGCCGUCGGCGCCCUCUACAACCACCCCAUCCCCUCCUGAAACCCCCCGGCGGCCGUCCCCGCCCCGCCCAUCAAGUAGCCUAUUUUUAAGCUCCCUAAGCAUGUCACCGCCACCACCAGCAUCACCACCACUACCACCGCCACCGCCACCGCCACCCUCUUCGAUUUCCAUCUCUUCUUCUUGUACUGUAAUUGCACAAAAGAAAAAAUAAAAAAAAA